CCUCAAGGCUCCGCCCCAUUUCCCAUCUUUCCUUUCAGUCCUUGCGUACCGGGGAACAAGGUCGUGGAAAAAAAGGUCUUGGUGAGGUGCCGCCAUUUCAUCCGUCCUCGGUCUCUGCGCCUUUCCCAGAGCCUCCAGCAGCGCUAUGUUGGGCCAGAGCAUCCGGAGGUUCACAACCUCUGUGGUCCGUAGGAGCCACUAUGAGGAGGGUCCUGGGAAGAAUUUGCCAUUUUCAGUGGAAAACAAGUGGUCGUUACUAGCUAAGAUGUGUUUGUACUUUGGAUCUGCAUUUGCUACACCCUUCCUUGUAGUAAGACACCAACUGCUUAAAACAUAAAGAUGUUUCAGUUCCUCCAUUUAACAGAUAUGAAGAGCAUUUUAAGAGGUGCAGCCUCUGGAAGUGGAUCAAACUAGAACUCAUAUGCCAUACUAGAUAUGUUUGUCAAUAAACUUAUGAUGUGAAUGCUUAA
Messenger RNA from Nomascus leucogenys (northern white-cheeked gibbon), 470 nucleotides. RefSeq names its product cytochrome c oxidase subunit 7C. The record is from RefSeq and is a predicted model, not a curated record. Gene Ontology annotation, biological process: mitochondrial electron transport, cytochrome c to oxygen. Lineage: Eukaryota; Metazoa; Chordata; Mammalia; Primates; Hylobatidae.